AUGAAACCAAGAUACAGGAUCUUUGUUAAGCUUGGCCAUGGGGAAUCCUCGACAGUUUGGAUGGCGAGAGACAUAGUGGAGGAUCGCUGGGUCGCCAUCAAGAUAUGCCAAGGCUCCGAGCUUUCGGCAAAAAGCAGAGAAGUAGCCUUGUUAGUUGAGAUACGUGACGGCUGCCAAAGCGAGCCGAGCCGCGAUCACAUUGUUGAACUCCGUGACUCGUUUAUCAUCAAGGGUCCAAACGGCUUGCAUCAGUGCAUCGUCACUGAGGUUGUCGCCCCGUUGACCGACCACUGGGUCAAAGACAAGAGACCUUUCUCUUCUGCGCGCCAGGUGGCACAAGCAUUCUCACUUUUGCACCAGCAGGGCAUAACACAUGGAGAUCCGUGCCUCGAACACCUUGGAGCCGCGCUUCCCCAGAUAAGCGGUGUUGACGAGGAACAGGUUUCGUGCGACUUCCCGGAUGAAGAGCUCAUUCCAGUGGUGCCUCGCCAGCUGGGGUUCCCGAUGAAGACGGUGCCAGCAUACGCGGUGCGAAAGGACUCCCUGGCUUUAUUCUUGAAGCAACAGGAGCUUCUUCCAAAAUAUUGGGAGCUGCAGAUCAAGGUCUUGGGUUUCGGGAAAGGUAAUAUGUAUUCUGUGGCAACGGGUGACCCCAUCUCGACCUGGUCCCACGAAGAUGAGCACAUCGUUCGUUGCUUAGAGCUUGGCGGCCCUCCAAUCGAAGCGUGGUUAGACUUGGCGAAACCGAAAAUGGAUCUUUGGGCAGGCUUUUACUCCGCGGACAGAGACAAGACUUGGCAAAAGCUGGCUGCGAAACCCGACUUUCAGGGAGAAGAGCGCCAGGCACUACUAGAUCUGUUGAAGAAGAUGCUCGUCAGCGACCCAAAAGGGAGGAUCUCGAUGGCCGAGGUGAUGGCACAUCCGUUUUGUGCACGGGAGUGGCCGAGCGAGAAGCCUGCGCCUUCGGAAGAGCCUCUGGUGCCGGAGACUGAGAAAGAGGCGACUCCAGUGAAACUCAUAUUCGGUUGGGACGAUGAAGAAGAGUAG
Cordyceps fumosorosea ARSEF 2679 is the source of this 1047-nucleotide messenger RNA. RefSeq names its product Protein kinase-like domain protein. Bases 1 to 1047 code for a protein of 348 amino acids. The transcript has 5 exons. Lineage: Eukaryota; Fungi; Ascomycota; Sordariomycetes; Hypocreales; Cordycipitaceae. The record is from RefSeq and is a predicted model, not a curated record. Gene Ontology annotation, molecular function: protein kinase activity; ATP binding. Gene Ontology annotation, biological process: spliceosomal complex assembly; regulation of mRNA processing; protein phosphorylation.